AUGUCGACGCUCCGGGACAAGCAGAUUGCGGCGCUCAAGCGCAUGCUGAACCUGAACCAGACCGACGGCAGCGAUCCGGACCAGAAAUUGGGACAGCAGCAGCAGCAGCUCGGCGUGGUCGGCCCCGAUGGCGAGCUGGUCUGGAAGGUGCUCGUAUUUGACGAUCUCGGCAUGCAGAUCGUCAGCAGCGUCUUGCGCGUCAGCGACCUGCGAUCCAUGGGCGUGACCAUGCACAUGCACCUGGCGUCCACGCGCCACCAGAUCGAAGAUGUGCCUGUCGUCUACCUUGUCGAGCCGACGGCCCAGAACCUCAAGAGCAUCACGAGCGAUCUGGAAAAGGGCCUCUACUCACCCGCCUACAUCAACUUUCUCUCGUCCAUACCACGGCCGCUGCUCGAGGAAUUCGCUGCAGAGACGGUGGCCAACGGAACACAAGAAAACAUCGCCCAGCUCUACGACCAGUACCUCAACUUCAUCUGCGCUGAUCGCGACCUCUUCAGCCUCGGCAUGCAGAAAGACCACACAUACUGGGCCCUCAAUUCGGCACAGACGAACGAUGACGAGCUGGACCACGUCGUCAACAAGAUCGUCAGCGGGCUCUUCAGCGUCGUCGUCACAAUGGGUGUCAUUCCCAUAAUCCGCUGCCCCAAGGGCAUGGCGGCCGAGAUGAUCGCGACAAAACUCGACCGCAAAUUGCGCGACCACCUUCUGAGCUCCAAGGACAACAUGUUCGCGAGCGGUGGAAGGCCGGCAUCGUCGACCGGCACGCCCGUCUCACGGCCGGUGCUCAUCAUCCUGGACAGAAACAUUGAUCUCACGACCAUGCUGUCUCACUCGUGGACGUACCAGAGCCUGGUGCACGAUGUGCUGAACAUGAAGCUGAACCGCGUCUCCGUCGAGACGCCCGUCGACGAGCAGAACCCGGCCAAGGGCUCGACCAAGAAAACCUACGACAUAGCCGCCAACGACUUCUUCUGGAACAAGAACGCGCCGCUGCCUUUCCCCCAGGUAGCCGAGGACAUUGAUGCCGAGCUGAGCCGCUACAAGCAGGACACCACCGAGAUUACCCGGAGGACGGGUGCCUCGUCCAUCGAGGACCUGCAGAACGACACCAGUGCCAGCGCACAGCACCUCAAGGCAGCCAUAACACUGCUUCCCGAGCUGCGGGAGCGCAAGGCCGUGCUUGACAUUCACAUGAACAUACUCGCUGCACUGUUGACGGGCAUCAAGGACCGACAGCUCGACAACUUCUUCCAGAUCGAAGAGAGCAUUGCCAAGCAGACAAAGGCCCAGGUGCUGGAGCUAAUCAAUGACCAUACUAAGGGAACCAACGCGACAGACAAGCUGCGCCUGUUUAUCAUCUGGUUCCUCACGACCGAGCAGGAGGUCGGCCGGACCGAGUGGGCGCAGUUUGACGAGGCGCUGAAGAGUGCCGGCGCCAACACGACGUCGCUUGGUUACAUUCGGCAGGUCCGAGCAACGACCAAGAUGACGCAGCUGACAACGAUCCACAACACGCCACAGCAGGCGUCGGCGUCCAACGACCUGUUUGGGCGCUUCUCGUCCAUCUCGUCGCGGCUCACGGACCGGCUGAAGGAGACGGGCAUGCCGACGAACCUGUCGGCCAACCUGGAGUCAAUCGUGGGCUCGAUCAAGAACUUUCUGCCGGCCAACCGGGACCUGACGGUGACCAGCAUCGUCGGCUCGAUCAUGGACCCGAGCACGUCCAACAGCUCGGCCAUGACGAAGACGGAGAACUACCUGUACUUUGACCCGCGCAACUCGCACGCGCGCGGCAGCAUACCGCCACCAGCGUCCAUGGUGCGGGGUGGCAGCAGCAACGGUGGCGGGUCGGGAAGCAGCCUGAGUGUAGGGGCUGGGGGCGGAGCUUCCGGUGGAGGCGGCAGCGGCAGCGGCAUGCCUGGUGCCGGAGGCGGGCUAGGCGUGCAGGGUCCGGGCACGGGUGCAUCGUUUGGCCAGCGGCGACAGGGCUUCAGCGAUGCCAUUGUGUUUAUGGUGGGCGGCGGCAGCAUCGACGAGUUUGGCAACUUGCAGGAGUGGGUAGGCCGGACGGCCGGCGGCGGCGAUCGGGCAAAGCGGCGGGUUGUGUACGGAGCGACAGAACUGUUGAAUGCCGAGGAAUUCUGCCGGGAAGAGCUGGAGCGAUUGGGCCAGGAGACGACGACAUGA
Messenger RNA from Grosmannia clavigera kw1407, 2190 nucleotides. Its product is annotated as golgi transport protein. The record is from RefSeq and is a predicted model, not a curated record. Lineage: Eukaryota; Fungi; Ascomycota; Sordariomycetes; Ophiostomatales; Ophiostomataceae. Gene Ontology annotation, biological process: intracellular protein transport; endoplasmic reticulum to Golgi vesicle-mediated transport. Gene Ontology annotation, molecular function: syntaxin binding. The coding region runs from base 1 to 2190 and encodes 729 amino acids. Gene Ontology annotation, cellular component: cytosol; Golgi membrane. The transcript is spliced from 7 exons.